GCCACUGUAUGCCCAGAUAUGGCGGAUAUCUUUUUAUUAUGUGAUUGUGGGUACGAGGCGAGAUAAAAAAGCUGAAACGAUGGCGUACGAUCUGAAAAACGAGGAAGACGUGAAGGAGUACUUGAAGAACCUUCACAUAGAGUAUCAAUACGGCUGUUACAGCGAGAAAAAGCCGGAGGUGUGCCAUUUACUGGGCGACUUUUACGAAGCGGUGAAGUUGGACAUGGAGAAGGCCGCUUCGAUAUACAAGACGACCUGCGAUCAAUACAAUUAUGCCAGGAGCUGCACGAAAUUCGGCGAUUUCAAGGCGAUUGGCAAAGGUUGCAAAAAGGACAUACCGACGGCAUACGAGUACAUGUCGAAGGGCUGCGAGUUCAACGAUAAGGACGGAUGUCUGCACGCUGGUGUUCUGGCAACGUCUAAGCACGAAGUUGGUGAGAAGGAUAGGGCUACCCAGAUUCAUGCGGGUGCCAAGUACCUCAGAAAGGCAUGCGAUAUGUACAACUCGGACAAGGCCUGUUUCUACUUGGCGGCAGGUUUAAAACGCCUUCCUUGCUGCUCAUUCUUCAACGGCAUGACCAUGCGACACUACUUGUCGGUUUCACGGCUGGCGAUUGCCGUUUUUGUUGCGCUCGUCUCUCACGGCAUUCUGUCGAAUGCACAGUUAGCCGAUGGUGAAUCGGAGAAAAAUGCCGUCAACGUGGAUGUUUACUACGAAUCGUUAUGUGGUGAUAGCAUGCGAUGGAUCGUAAAUCAACUCGUGCCAUCGUAUCCACAAUUGAAACGACAUAUUCAGGUCACAUUAGUUCCUUACGGAAAGGCUACGCACACGCGCGAAAAUAAAACCGGUCCAUGGCAGUUCUCGUGUCAACACGGGCCCGCCGAGUGCCGUGGGAACAAGGCCCAGGCGUGCGCGAUUCACUCCAUACGAUCCAUCGAGGCGCCCGAGAGCCAUCAGCAGCUGACGGUCAACCUGGUCGGUUGUGCAAUGUCCGAUGGAAACCCGCCGAACGCCGUCCCGCAGUGCGCUCAAAACAUCGGCCUGAAAGAAGAAACGCGAAAGUCGAUCGACGACUGCAUCGCGAGCUCAUUAGGGGACGAUUUGCUCGCGACUAAUGGCGACAAAACGCAUUCCCUGCAACCACCCUUGAGAUUUGUACCGACAAUAGUAAUCAACGGGGUAUACUCAAAGGAAAAUCAAGACGAAGGGCUAAGAAACUUCCCCAGCCUGGUCUGUCGGCAUUUGACGGCAGAAGAAAAACCGAACGUUUGCAGCAAGGAGAACUAAAGAAAAUUCGAAAGGGAGGAUGAACAAAACCGAAUUGCACGCGUCAAAGGUACGGGGACGAAUUAAUCGCUCGGGUCGAAAUAAAUGAUGUGUUUUAUUUUUGCCUAUAAUAUACAUAAGUACCUAUGUACAAAAAUACAUAUAUAUGAUUUAUCAAGUA
Monomorium pharaonis (pharaoh ant) is the source of this 1448-nucleotide messenger RNA. RefSeq lists its product as uncharacterized. Lineage: Eukaryota; Metazoa; Arthropoda; Insecta; Hymenoptera; Formicidae. Gene Ontology annotation, molecular function: oxidoreductase activity, acting on a sulfur group of donors, disulfide as acceptor; protein binding. The record is from RefSeq and is a predicted model, not a curated record.